AUUUGAAAGCUAAACCUCUCAUUCUACACUGGACAUGACAGAAACAGCUAGUGUAUCAAGGGUAUGUCUAAUGUUCAUUAAGUAUUAAUUGAUAAUUUUCUGAAUAUCAGUGGAAGGAGAACAGUGUUAAAGCUUCAGAUCCAGUUUUGUUUGGAGAACUGCUAUUGAUAGGAGAGAGUGGUUUCAAUUUGUUGACAUCUGGAUUAUGAGUUUGACAUGAAACAUUAAUUCAGCGCCUCCUUCCACAGUUGUUGCCUAACUUGAGUGUUUCCAGCACUUUGUAUUUCAGAAAUUAUAUUAGCUGUGCUACGUUGCCAUUAAAGCUACACAGUACUGAAGUCUCAUGGAGGGGUAACAUUUAGUUAGUAUUUCAUUGAACAGGAUUUAUAGACACAUUUUCCUAUUUUACAUCUAUAACUGCUUCCUGGUAAGAAUAAUAUUUUGCAUCUGUGGGAAAAUUUCUGUAAUGAAGAAUAGACUGUCUGACAUCCCUUAUUUUAGAGGUACAAAACAUUAACAGCAAUAUCUAGCGUUGAUAUUAGUGACCUUAAAAGCAAAACGUUACCGUUUUAGUUAUGCCCCAAAUGAUACAAUGGAAAUAAUUAUACUCGCACAUAAAUAAUGGUAAAUUGAACGAGGCACUCUAACAUGUUAUUUUUAACCACGAUCAGGACAAUGGCAGGGUGCGACCGAGGGCCAGGAGCACUUCCUCUUACGCAACACACAACAUGCUGGAGGAUCUCAGCAGGUUAGGCAGCAUCAAUGGAAAGGAGUAAACAGUCCACGUCACGAACACAAGAAAAUCUGCUAACGCCGGCGAUCCAAAGCACCACACACACACAAUGCUGGGGGAACUCAGCAGGUCAGGCAGCAUCCAUGGAAAAGAGUACAGUCGACGUUUCGGGCCGAAGGGAAACGUCAACUACAGUAUUUACUCUUUUCCAUAGAUGCUGCCUGGCCUGAUGAGUUGCCCUAGCAUUUUGUGUUUGUUGCAAAUAGUCGACAUCCUUAGCACUUCCUCCUAAGGAUAUUUAUAAAACUUUUAUUUAAUGCUAUUAGAGAGGUUUUCUGCACGUUGGCAACAUCCGGUGGGCACUGCAAUACCUUUAAAAAAAACUUUUUCCUUGAGUUUUAUUUUGCAUAAUUUUGGUUUAACAUCAUUGUUGAUGGAACGAACCUAUCUGGAAAACAGCUCAUUUGGGAAAUAAUAGCUGUCUUAAAUUCUCUACUUUUAGAAAAAAAGCAGCGCAGGCUUUUAAAGAACGUAUCGGAAAUUCAAUACACGGGAGCUGAAUCGACGUACUUUGUACCGACAGUCGUAAAGCUGGCAAGGUGGUUUCGGCCCGAAACGUCGUCACUACCUCCUCCCAUAGAUGCUGUCUGGCCUGCUGAGUUCUGCCAGCAUUUUGUGUUUUUAUUUGAAAGUAACUCAACUCGUUUAGAUCUUCCUCUUCGUAUAUCAAAACCAAUCUUUGGGGCGUGUACCAUCAGAAACUAUCUUGCACUGUACUUGGCAUAGCUGCACUGGGUGGCUGCAUACACCGCCCCUCUGGGUGUCGCAGGUGCUCGGCUCGACCCGCCUUACGUAGCAGGUUGUCAAUUCAAUGCGCGUUUAUCGUUUCAUUCGAGAUUCGUCUUCUUCGCCGGCCAUUUCUCACAGAGAUCCCCUCAAGUUUCGCCUCGCCCAAGAACUUUCCUUCAAGGAUUGGACGGUUACCGAAAGGAGCUUCCCUUGCGUCGAGCCGGGCCGCGGCCCGCGAGUGAGGCCCGAACGGCCGGUGCUCCGCCGCCGCAGUGCGGGGCGAUGGUGGGCCGGCGCGGCGCGCGGUCCACGCCGCUCCUGUUCCUGCUGGUGGCGCUGGGCGCGUGCCUGGCCUUCCUCGCGCUCAGCUACUGGGUGUCGAGCUCGCGCGGCUCCGAGCUGGAGUCGCGGCUCGCCGCCCUGGACAGCGAGGUCCGGCACAGCGCCGCCGAACUCAGCGUCGCCCAGCUGCGGAAGCAGCAGCUUCAGGUGCAGCUGCAGACCCAGCUGGAGAGCCACCGGGAGGAGCUCGAGCAGCUGGGGCAGCAACGCCAGGAGCUGCUCCAGUCCGCGGCUAGAGACUGCACCGAGGAGAAGGAUGCUCUGAAUAGGAACAUUACAAGUAGCACAAUGAUUAUACAUACACUGCAAGAACAAUUUCAACAAUUGCAAAUGGGAUAUAGCCAAUUAAAUCAGAAGUUGCAGGAGCUCCAGAAAAAGUUAAACUAUGACAUUACUCAGUGCAGUAAUCAAAUAAAAGAUCAAAAAGAGAUGUAUGAAGAACAGAUUAAGGCGCUAUACAAGAAACUUGUUGAUGCCACAAAGUCCCAGGUUGGAAAAAGAAACUCUGAAGCAACUGAUCAAAAUAAAUUGCAGAACGAGCCCAAGCCAACAGAAAAUCAAAGGGUCGCUAAACCAUCAAAUGCAUCCCGGUCUUCAAAAGAAAAUAAUGAUCACACAAACCAUUUGGAAAGUAACACAAAUGAACUUGCUGUCUCUGCCAACAAUGUACAGGAACAUGAAAGUGACAAGUUGCCCAAUACAAGUGUCGUUAAAAAAAUAACUGGAACUAUUGCUGACAAUGAAAUAAAAAGCAACGUGAAUCCAGGUGUUGAAAAUGAUCAACAUCACUUGAACUCAACAAGGGAGGGAAAUACUGAUAAGAUUAAUGAUGCCAGUAAUGUGGAAGAAAAUGAAAAAAACAGCAAUUCAACAAUUAUGAAUGACACAGAAGUUUACAUGAAUCCUGUGUAUUUCUAAACAUUUAGCUUGACUUAAAGCAGCUAUGGAAAGAAUUCUUGAACAAUGAAAACCAGACCAUGAAACAAAUGCUGUGAAGGAGACCACUUGAAAGUAGUAGUUUGAAUAGAUUUACUUGUUGAUAUUGCACUUUUUUGGUUGAAUGAACAAUGUGCUGAUGCCUACAAUGAGAUGUAAUCAGAAUUCUGUGGAUCUCCAUCAAGGUAGGCUGAAUUUGUAUCAAGGACCAUUUCUACGUGGUCUGUAGUUUAGAAAACAAAAGGACAGGUGACUUACAAAUUGUACAAAAUUAAAUAAUAAACUAUUAAGUAACUGUGUUUAAUUCAUACAGAAAAUGUUGAUGAGUGCAUAAUUAAAACAUUUUGAAAAUGGAUACUCUAGAUAAUUGUUUUAAAAUGUGAUUAUUUCACUGUAAUGAUUCUUAGCCAGGCAUUAUUACAUGCCAUGCUCAUAAGUGGCAGCCUCAUUGCAGAAUGCAAUGAUUUUUGCAGUUUUUUACAAUUCUAAUAUAUAGACAUUUUUAUGAAUUUUUUAAAGACAUUUUUGUUUUAAAACUGGUUCUGAAAGACAAGAUGUCUAACUUUCUUUCUGCAGAUUAACAGUCUUCAUUGGGUUUUUAAGAGAAGUAAUUUUAUUGAAUAAUUGUUUGUACUCACUAAAUCAAUUUAAUUAUCUUUUGAGCAGUAAUUCUAAAUAUGGUUUGGUUUCUCAUUUAAUGUAAAGUAAGUUAAUACAAUUUAUACUGUGUCUGAACGGCUGGGACUGGAUUUUGUUUUGAUGUUGGUUAUGAUUUAUGAUGUACUUAAUUUUUAAUAUAGAAAUGAGAAUGUCAUAGUUGGACAUAUUCCAUAUCUGUCUGCUGGGGAAAAAAAUGCAAUUUACCAGCUUGGGUGUAUGUAUUCUACUGAGCAAGAGCUAACAUCCUUUAAUGUUCUCUGUCUAACCAAAAUACUUACUUCAAAAUAAUAAAAAACAAUUGUUUCA
Messenger RNA from Hypanus sabinus (Atlantic stingray), 3766 nucleotides. Its product is annotated as Golgi membrane protein 1-like. The record is from RefSeq and is a predicted model, not a curated record. The coding region runs from base 1805 to 2782 and encodes 325 amino acids. The transcript is spliced from 8 exons. Lineage: Eukaryota; Metazoa; Chordata; Chondrichthyes; Myliobatiformes; Dasyatidae.